Messenger RNA from Corythoichthys intestinalis (scribbled pipefish), 3643 nucleotides. Its product is annotated as gastrula zinc finger protein XlCGF8.2DB-like. The record is from RefSeq and is a predicted model, not a curated record. Gene Ontology annotation, cellular component: nucleus. Bases 267 to 944 code for a protein of 225 amino acids. Gene Ontology annotation, molecular function: DNA-binding transcription factor activity, RNA polymerase II-specific; RNA polymerase II transcription regulatory region sequence-specific DNA binding. Gene Ontology annotation, biological process: urogenital system development; regulation of transcription by RNA polymerase II; embryo development. Lineage: Eukaryota; Metazoa; Chordata; Actinopteri; Syngnathiformes; Syngnathidae. The transcript is spliced from 5 exons.
UAAGAAAAAGCUACGAGUGACUCUUGCGAAAUAUAAAAUGUGCUCAGCAACACGCUGCUUUUUGUGCGGAGUUUAACCCACAUUGCGACGCAGGAGGUUCAGAACUACUUAACUGGAACCGUCCAACUUCAAGUGGGCUUUAUGCUUGUUGAAGCUUCGGAGCCUAGUUAUCUUGGUUUAGCUUAGCUUAGCUUAGCUUUGCUUCCGAACAGAAAAACGUGGUUCGUCGCUUGAACAUCAAGUUGGAGCCUCCUAAAGUGUGCAAAAUGCGAGCAAGAAGGACGCCAGCCGAAAAGUUAGAGGCGGAACUUUGUGGUGCGAAAGAUCAGCAACAACAUCAACUAUCGAAUGCUUGCAAAAUGCAAGUAAAAGUUGUUCUUCGCAGGCUACCAGAUCUAUAUGUCAGCCAAGACCAUCGUCCUGAGCACCAAGAGUCUGCAUGCAUCAAAGAGGAGGAAGAGUCCAGACCCAUCCAAGGUUUCAGCAAAUAUCUUGGUCCUGAUACACAACAGCUAAAGAGAGAAGUACAACAUCCAAUCAAAAAGGAGGAGGUAGCGCUGCCAUACGUUAAAGAGGAGGAUGAUAUCACCAUGUCGAGUGGUGAGCCCUCGAAUGGCGAGGAUGGUCCGAGUGAGGUUAGCAGAGGGACUGAGCCUCAAAGCGGCAGCAGCAGCUCAACAAAAGGACACAUUUUCAUUGCACCAUCAGAUAGAAAAGGCACCACGUCACAUUCCCCUUUCAAAGAUGGUGGUCAGAAGAAAUCUCACGGUGACGGCCAACUCUGCAAAUGCUCUCAGUGUGGGAAAACCUUUCCUAAUAACUAUGCUUGUCGUAAGCAUAUGAGGAGCCACACUGACGAAGAACCUUUUGUCUGCUCAGUUUGUGCGCUGAUUGUCGGAUUCCACGCCUGCCUCAGUUCUGAGCCCCCUCUUCGCCCCGGCUAGACUACUCCAACCCGCCUUCUGCCUUGGCUCUCAUGUCAUCAACUAUCUUGUGUUCACCACUAAAAUAUCAUUCAUCUCAACCAGCUGACUGCUUGGGGAUCCACCCCCGAUCCCCCCCCCAUGCUCAUGCACCUCUAACAUCCUUAAACAAGGUGGUUGUGGUCAACUCAUCUAAUCAGUGGUUUAAUUGACGGGAGAACUCUUAGGAGCGAAGUGUCCUUUCCCAAGGCCUUGCUUCUGAGGACCGCAUCGCUGUGGCCAGCUCACAGCUUCCUGCUCUACGGGAAAGGCUGGAGAAGCCUCCCUCCACAUCAGGGCCCCGGCAUGGGUUCGUCCUUCCUCCAAACAGGACGGGACAGGCUCCUAAGUUGCGGCCGGGUAGACGACCUGCUAGUGCCACUGCCGUGCGGCCCAUCGCUCCAGCAGCUCCUCCUGCUCCCCCAGCCCCUGCAUCACUCCCCCAGGUCAUUGUUCUAUACCCUGGUGCAGGUGGGACCUCAGCUGCCCGUCUGGGCUCUAAAGGCCCAAGUACACCGCAUGCGUGAUCGUUGCGUUUCCGGUCCGACUCCGGUAAAAAAUAGCGCCGGAGUCGAUCCGUUCCCAUUAUAUCCUAUUGUUCAACGUAUACCGGCCGCGUCAGUGCUCCGGCUUGACUGCGAACCACCUCCGGCGUGCCGCAUGCCCGCCGGAUGGUAUAGGCUAUUUUCUAUUUUUGCCGGACAUGCAUCCGGCAAAAUGGGCGGAGCUGGGCCUGGACGUAACAACCCAGGUGCCUAAUCACGCUUUAAACACGAGCGAAGAUGGAUGAUGAGCGCUUCAUCAUGGAGGUGGAAACCCACAAAAUCAUUUAUGAUGCAGCAGAUCGUUACUAUAAGGACACCAUUAAAAGCGAAACUGCAAAGUGUCCUAUUAUGUGUGUUUUUCUGGCAAUGAUAUCAAACACGACGUGCUAAGCAAAAAAAAAAAAAAAAAGAGCGUAUCUGGAAGUGGUUCCACUGCAGAAAUUCUCGUGCCCCCGCGCACAAACAAUCUCGGUUUGUAUACAGAGUCGAGGGGGAAAAGUACGAAAGAGAAAAAAGAGACACCCACAAGUUUCGACCUGGUGGUCUAUUCAAGACAUUUCUCUUUCUUUCCUACAUUUCACUUGACUCUUCAUAGAAAAAACAACAGUUUGCGCUGGCCACAUGAAUCUGCAGUGUUGAGACACCAAUUCCAAGUACGCUGUUUUUUAGUUCGUGUCGAAUAUAAUUCGCUAUCCAUUUUAUAAAUAUGACAGAUUAUUUAUCAGUUGUUUAUAACAGCUCUAUGAGAUGUUAUGUGCCAUAAAUUUUAAAUGUGCACAAAGAUAUAAACGCACCGACACAACCAAGGGCAUAAUAGCCCCCCUUCCCUCCACACACGGAGUCCUGAUCUCAACAUGAUGCAGUCAAUCUGGAAUUAAGAGACAGACACAACUAAAAUAUUGUAGCGUCGCCGGGGCUGUCAUCGGUGGGUUAAUUUAUUUACCAACGCGGGGCUGUCAUUGGUGUGCUGGUGCACCAGCGCGAUGCUCCGAUUGGUGGACUAGAUAGCGUCAGUGUAAAUACAGUGGGGAGAACAAGUAUUUGAUACACUGACAAUGGCAGUGUAUCAAAUACUUGUUCUCCCCACUGUAGUUGUUGUUUUUGCAUUGGUGAGGUGGCGGGAAGUUAAUAAAGAAAAAGAGGAAAAAGGCGUUGAAGCUCGUGUGUUGUUUUCGCGGCCAAACUUCCGCUUAGCAAACGUUACAUUAUCAAUAUGCAAGGAAAAAAAUGUGCUCUCUCUCUGCUUUUCUGAUGAGUACAUACUACAGACUCCGUGUGUUUGUCGUUGAUUUAAAUGGCACAUUAUCGCGCGCGAUCACGCGAGAGCUCACGAGGGGACGGAGUUGGCGGACCGCAGCCGUGCAGCAGCCGGUAUGAUUUGCCUGUUUUUGACGGACUGCGUGACACGCAGGCAACACUGAACCGGACCGGAACCGCAACGAUCACGCAUGCAGUGUACUUGGGCCUUUACUCCUGUUGCCCCAGUGGCAGGCCAAAACUAAAGAGUUUGAAUAAACUGUAAAUAUGUGAGCCCAUUUAUCCCACGAAAAUGUAAAUUCUAUUACCCUUUUCCUGUGUAUAUAUUAUGUCAUAUUCAAUUUUAUAUGACUAAGUACUGCAUUAUAUUUGUAUGUUAUUUGCAUGUUUUUAUUUACCCAAAUUUAAUAGUGUCUUCAUUAAGGUGCGUUAUGUCCUGCAUAUCGUUUUGUAAAUAAAUACUGACUCACUGAUUCUUUGUGCUAAACAUAUUUGUUAAGUAAUAUUAAGUAGUACUGGGUAUUAAAGUAAACAUGAAAUUGUAAUCUAUGACUAUAUGUCAUUUAAAGAGGAAAAUUUAGACUGCAUUUUGUACUGCUACUUCACUAGGCCCAGUACUUAUUAUACCAUUUAUAAACUAUACAUAUUGACAAAUGAAAAUAGGUUAAGGAAUGAAGUUGUCCGGAUCGUGUAAUUGUGGGCAAUAUUCAAUGCCUUUAUUGUCAACUGCUGCUACUUCACUUCAACUAUUUGCACUGCCUGAACAUAGGACUACCUCCUACAUAUUUUAUAUUUAUUUAGAUUUUAUACUUUAUUCUUGCAAGCCACUUUCGAGAUUUUUUUUUCUUGUCCUGCACUGUAAAGGGAGAUUUCAUUGUA